Messenger RNA from Acanthosepion pharaonis, 1584 nucleotides. Lineage: Eukaryota; Metazoa; Mollusca; Cephalopoda; Sepiida; Sepiidae. The record is from the annotation of a GenBank genome assembly.
AUGAGUAUCUAUCACAGUCUGUUCCUAUCUAUUUCUGCUCCUAUCUAUCCAUCUAUCUCAGCCUGCUCCUAUCUAUCCACCUAUCUCAGCCUCUAUCUCUCUUUCACAGUCUAUUCAUAUCUAUCUAUCUAUCUAUCUCAAUCAAUUUCGACAGAUAGGUUUUUCUUUUCUUUUUCUUUCUUCUCUCCCUUCCUUAUUUUCCGUAAUUUUAUCACAUUCGUUUUCUAUUUCUUUAUUUUGAGGUUUUUCUUCUUCUUUUUUUUCCUUUGUUGUUUCUCUUCUUUGUCGUCUUUUUUAUUCUCGUUCCUCCAAACCUUUCUUUCUUUCUUUUCUCUCUUUCUUUCUUUCUUUUCUCUCUUUCUUUCUUUCUUUUCUCUCUUUCUUUCUUUCUUUUCUCUUUCUUUCUUUCUUUCUUUCUUUUCUCUUUCUUUCUUUCUUUCUUUCUUUCUUUUCUCUUUCUUUCUUUCUUUCUUUCUUUCUUUUUUCUUUCUUUCUUUCUUUCUUUCUUUCUUUUCUCUUUCUUUCUUUCUUUCUUUCUUUUCUCUUUCUUUCUUUCUUUCUUUCUUUUCUCUUUCUUUCUUUCUUUCUUUCUUUUCUCUUUCUUUCUUUCUCUCUUUCUUUCUUUCUUUUCUCUCUCUUUCUUUCUUUCUUUCUUUCUUUCUUUCUUUCUUUUCUUUCCUUUUCCUUUAUUGUUCACCUUUCUUUCUUUCAUGCCGCCUUCGUAGAUUACGAAUGUCAUGCCUAUCCCUUUACCUAUCUAUCUAUCUGAGUCUACAUAGUACCUAUCUAUCUCUCUCUCUAUCUGAGUCUAUACAGUAUCUAUCUAUCUAUCUGAGUCUAUACAGUAUCUAUCUAUCUAUCUAUCUAUCUAUCUCAAUUUUUAUUGCUGGUUAUAUUUUAUUCUAUCUAUCUAUCUAUCUAUCUAUCUAUCUAUCUAUCUCAUUCCAGUUGCCUCCAGUGACCAUGGCCACAGGACCCCCCCAUUAUAAAAUCAUCCUCUGCGGAGAAUACGGUGUAGGGAAAAGUUCAAUAUUUAAGCGCUUCCGGGAUGAUUCGCUUAUUGAAGAUGAAAACAACAGAAUGUCGACAGUCGGUUUGGACCAAUGUUCGCGCCUUUUUCCUCUUAAUGGAAUCGAUAUCAAGUUGACUCUCUGGGACACGGGCGGCAUGGAGAGGAUGAGUUUUAUUGGGUCCAGUUAUUACCGAGGUGCUGACGCUGCUCUCCUUUGUUACAGUUGCGAGAAACGCGAGACAUUCACGAUCCUUUCACAGUAUAUCCUGGACGUGGUGAUGAACGCAGAAGGCGCGAAAAUCUUCCUCUGCGGUAAUAUGGGCGACGAGGGCUCAGAAAGUGCGGUGACGGAGGCCGACGUGGAAAACUUCAAGCAGGAAUGCGACGGUGUACUGUCCGGCGUCUACAAAGUCUCCGUUCAGGAUAACAAGACCAUUUUGGACAUGUUCGAGGACAUUGCCCGAGUCAUGCAUGAUAUUAAGGCCGACCGCAUGUCCAGUGGCGGCUUCAUGCUAGUACCGGCGGGAGACGAUUUCCAUCAGAACAAAAAGAAACGCUGCUUGCUUCUGUAG